Pteropus alecto (black flying fox) is the source of this 292-nucleotide messenger RNA. RefSeq names its product signal-regulatory protein beta-1-like. The transcript has a single exon. Lineage: Eukaryota; Metazoa; Chordata; Mammalia; Chiroptera; Pteropodidae. Gene Ontology annotation, biological process: positive regulation of phagocytosis; positive regulation of T cell activation. The annotation marks the transcript as partial. Gene Ontology annotation, cellular component: plasma membrane. The record is from RefSeq and is a predicted model, not a curated record.
GAGACGGCCACUCUGAACUGUACCCUGACCUCUCUGUACCCCGUGGGGCCCAUCCAGUGGUUCAAGGGGACAGGGCCAGGCCGGGAGUUAACCUACAGUUUCAAAGGAGGUCACUUUCCCCGAAUAACAAAUACUGCAGACACCACAAAGAGAAACACCAUGGACUAUUCCAUCCGCAUCAGUAACAUCACCCCAGCAGACACCGGGACCUACUACUGUGUGAAGUUCCGGAAAGGAGACCCUGAGGCCGUGCCGUUUAUGUCUGGUCCUGGCACUCAGCUCAUUGUGAGUG